This is a messenger RNA of Daphnia carinata, 545 nucleotides long. Its product is annotated as mitochondrial import inner membrane translocase subunit Tim8-like. The coding region runs from base 147 to 503 and encodes 118 amino acids. NCBI's taxonomy places the organism in Eukaryota, Metazoa, Arthropoda, Branchiopoda, Diplostraca, Daphniidae. The transcript has 4 exons. The record is from RefSeq and is a predicted model, not a curated record.
CAAUUACAUACUUCGUAGAAAACCUACGUAUUAAUUUGCUCGCACUCGUUCUUUACGUGAACUAUAAUAACUUUAGUUGAUUGGACUUGUAUGAGAAUCUGACCACAUUGUAUCCAGGAUCUACAAGAAAAUAAACUGUGAAAGAAAUGUUUGGCUUUGGUGCUAAGAAGUCAGAACCUGAACCUGCAUAUUCUGUAGAGCUUGAUUCUGGAACUCAUGAUGUCAUGCCUAGCAGUCCUAUAAACUUCAGUGAAUCUUCGUCUGCAUCUGAUGAUGCAGAACUCCAGAGACACCUCAUGCGAGAACAACAAAGGGCACAAUUUCAAGAACAAAUAAAUAAGUUCAAUGAUAUUUGCUGGGAGACGUGCAUCGACAAGCCCAGCAGCAGAUUGGAUAGCAAGACCGAAACAUGUAUAGUUAACUGUGUAAACAGAUUUAUUGAUUUGAACUUGUUAUGUGCACAACGAUUUGCCCAAAUGCUCCAGCAACAAGGGGGUUUCUAAUCCAUUGUACAAGUUAUAAAAGAAUAAAUUACUGGUAGUUUA